Molecule: messenger RNA, 1674 nt
Organism: Aspergillus aculeatus ATCC 16872
Lineage: Eukaryota; Fungi; Ascomycota; Eurotiomycetes; Eurotiales; Aspergillaceae
Product: glutamate decarboxylase
Exons: 4
Coding region: 32-1576 (514 amino acids)
Biological process (GO): L-glutamate catabolic process
Cellular component (GO): cytosol
Molecular function (GO): pyridoxal phosphate binding; glutamate decarboxylase activity
Source: RefSeq, a predicted model, not a curated record
UUCUUCAUUUCCUACAUCCCAUUACGUCAUCAUGGUUCAUCUCGCCCAAAUCAAGCGCGAUAGCGAUAUCGAGCAGUCCGUCAAGCGGGUCAACUCGAUCAAGCUCGAUAGCGCUGAGGAGGAUGACUUCUCUACCAGUGUCUAUGGUUCUCGCUUCGCGACGGAGCAGUUGCCCCAGCACGAGAUGCCGGAGCGCGAGAUGCCCAGGGAGGUUGCCUACCGCAUGAUUAAGGAUGAGUUGAGCUUGGAUGGUAACCCUAUGCUCAACUUGGCGAGCUUUGUGACCACCUACAUGGAAGACGAAGCUGAGAAGCUCAUGGCCGAAUCCUUCAGCAAGAACUUCAUUGACUAUGAAGAAUACCCUCAGUCCGCAGAGAUCCAGAACCGCUGUGUGAACAUGAUUGCCCGUUUGUUCAACGCUCCCACUGACAGUGAUGAUGAGCACCCCAUGGGUACCUCGACCAUCGGUUCGUCCGAGGCUAUCAUGCUGGGUACCCUGGCUAUGAAGCGCCGGUGGCAGAACAAGCGCAAGGCCGAGGGUAAGGAUUGGUCGCGUCCCAACAUUGUUAUGAACAGCGCCGUCCAGGUCUGCUGGGAGAAGGCUGCUCGCUACUUCGACGUGGAGGAACGGUACGUCUACUGCACGGAGGAUCGCUAUGUGAUUGAUCCGAAGGAGGCAGUCGACCUGGUGGACGAGAACACCAUCGGUAUUUGUGCCAUUCUGGGUACUACCUACACCGGCGAGUACGAAGAUGUGAAGGCCAUCAACGACCUGCUGGUGGAGCGUGGUAUUGACUGCCCCAUCCACGUGGACGCGGCCAGCGGUGGCUUCGUGGCGCCCUUCAUCCACCCCACCCUCAAGUGGGAUUUCCGCCUGGAGAAGGUCGUGUCGAUCAACGUGUCCGGCCACAAGUACGGCUUGGUGUACCCUGGUGUUGGCUGGGUGGUCUGGCGCUCGCCCGAGUACCUGCCUAAGGAGCUGAUCUUCAACAUCAACUACCUUGGUGCGGAGCAGGCCAGUUUCACGCUCAACUUCUCCAAGGGAGCGUCGCAGGUGAUCGGACAGUACUACCAGAUGAUCCGACUUGGUAAGCGGGGCUACCGGUCGAUCAUGGUGAAUAUCACCAAGAUUGCCGACUACCUGGCCAGCGAGUUGGAGAAGAUGGGCUUCAUCAUCAUGAGCCAGCGCGGCGGCAAGGGCCUGCCGCUGGUGGCUUUCCGUCUGCGGCCGGACCGCGACGAGGUGUUCGACGAGUUUGCGGUGGCGCACCAGUUGCGUGAGCGUGGCUGGAUUGUGCCGGCGUACACGAUGGCCCCCAACAGCAACUCUCUGAAGCUGAUGCGGGUGGUGGUGCGCGAGGAUUUCAGCAUGAACCGGUGUGACGCGCUGUUGGCGGACAUCAAGCUGGCUAUAAGCACCUUGAGCGAGAUGGACAAGACCAUGUUGGAGCGCUACACUAAACACGUGCGCCAACAUGCCACCCACUCGCACAAGGCCAAGCACACCCACCACCACUACAAGAACGAAACCCACUCGUUGCAGGGCAAGACGGGUAAGACUCACGGUGUGUGCUAGAUGAUGCACAUCGCAUAUGUUGUAAAUACUGGUUUGAUAAUUGUUUGAAUAAUGAGACUAGCAUAUGAAGACCCUUUAAUUCAUCCUUUGGGGCUGAC